Molecule: messenger RNA, 637 nt
Organism: Rhizopus microsporus ATCC 52813
Lineage: Eukaryota; Fungi; Mucoromycota; Mucoromycetes; Mucorales; Rhizopodaceae
Exons: 3
Coding region: 1-600 (199 amino acids)
Source: RefSeq, a predicted model, not a curated record
AUGUCUAAUACUAAUCGUUACGUGGGUGAUACCGUUUCGGCUGACUGCAGAAACGCGGAUUUAAAUUAUAGGCUUGAUUUGCGCGUAAUAACUGAUACUGAGAAAGGUCCCAUUGAAGCUACUACGGGCGAGUUUGCAAGUACCAAGGCAAUUACUGAAGGAAAAUUAUACAAUGACAAACUGAGAUCAGUACUAGCAUUCAAGUGUCACUUGAACUCGUUGCUCAAGAAACUACUAUAUUUGCCUCAAAGUCAAGCCAGUGAAGUACAUAUGCCAAUAUUGCAAAUAAUGGGCCAGAAUAUCUCUCUGUGUGUCCUCUCACUGAUUGACAAACAAGUAUAUUCUGUACAAAACACACUGGACGCUGAAUACCCAAGGACUCUUGCAGGGAUCAAAACUGAAGGUAUCAGAAAAAUUAUUGAUUUAUUAGGGCAAGUUGAAUAUAUGAUGGACGGAAUAGAAAAAAACAUGAAGAACUAUUCACACAAUACAAACAGCAAGAUGAAAGGCAUUAUAGGUAAAGGCAAAUGCAUUCGUCAAUUCGAAACCGAGGCGUGGACUUCAAGCGUACAAUGGGAUACCUAUAUCUUUGAUGAAUAAAAUAAAAUUUCGAGAGUAUAUUCAAAUUUAUACCGAG